This is a messenger RNA of Varroa destructor (honeybee mite), 2530 nucleotides long. Its product is annotated as WD repeat-containing protein 43. The record is from RefSeq and is a predicted model, not a curated record. Gene Ontology annotation, cellular component: nucleolus. Gene Ontology annotation, molecular function: protein binding. NCBI's taxonomy places the organism in Eukaryota, Metazoa, Arthropoda, Arachnida, Mesostigmata, Varroidae. Gene Ontology annotation, biological process: maturation of SSU-rRNA from tricistronic rRNA transcript (SSU-rRNA, 5.8S rRNA, LSU-rRNA).
GCCAGCACAAAAUGAAACAUGUCUAUGUCCGAUUUCGAACCCAGACUAUAUAAGUUUAGUCUGAACUUGAGUUUAAUAGACAAGCAUGUUGUUACUGCACUAUCAUGGGAACCGUAUGCAUAAUAAGGUUAGCUGUUUUGUUUAUGCAAUGGACUACACUUACCAAAAGCAAAACCUGGAACCCCAGAUGAUAAAAUUCAAAACAAGCUGUCAGACUCUAAAAAUCAUCCAUAACUAACUGAUCUCUAUUGUUCUAUAGAAUAACAAAAAAUAAGGUUUUUUUUAUCUAAUCACUUAUAUGGAAUAAUGGCCUGACGGCAGAACGGCCACUGCUGAGUCAUUUGUUAUUGGAGAACUUGAACGUGCGUCAUAUAGCCCGUAACUAUCGCGACAUUUGCAAACACAAUUUUUGCCGUCACGAAAUAGACAUAAAAAUAGAAAAACUCUGAAAGCCCUGAACGCAUGGACCGCCAAAACACAAUUCAAAUUCUGUCACACGCUGGCUGGCCGGGUUCGAGCUAGAUACAUCCCGCUUACGAAAGAAUCAACGCAUAAGCUGGUACAUUUGCUGCCCUGGAACAAAUUAUGGUGGACAAGUAUAGGACAUAAAACUGAUGUUGCUUAGGGUUAAAAAUACGCCCGAGAACAUUUGUCAAAAAAUAUGUGCAUUAAACAUAAUCAGUAUUUGACGAGCGUACUUUGGCCGCAUUGAGUCUGUCUAGCUACCUUCUUCUGUAUCUAUUUUGACGUCCGCUAUCACUAGGGGAGCAGCUCUCGAAGAAGUCCCGUUCACGUGAGUUUGUUGUUAGCAGUGUUAUUAUUGUGGCCGGUCCCGCAAGUUCGAUUUUUGCGCCGACAUGCGCUUUCGAGCGAACGAUCAAUUUUGUGCACAGGUUUGGGACUCUGGGCGUGUCGUGAUAUAUGAUAACGUUACGGGUAUGGUACUAGGCGAAUAUGUACCAGAAAGUCAUCUACAAUGUGCUGCCAACUGUGUUCGAUGGGAGGGAAAUAACCUGCUUAUUCUCGGGGGUCAUGACGGAACGGUUAUUAUUUUCGAUGCACUUGAAACAAAAGUGAAAGCAUAUUUGAAAAAAGUUCACGCUGGUGCCGUGGAGAAUCUAUUGGUCAUUUCCGAACGCGUCCUUUCAUGCGGUCAAGAUGGCGCCAUUCACGAAUACCAGCUCAUACAACAAAUUCGCCUUCAAUGGGAGCAAGCGUCCGAAUCGAGGCCGCUUUACUCGUUAGCGGCAGUUAAUGGGGGAUCUCGACUGCUUGCCGCGUCGAUAUCACAGCUGCGGAUGUUUGAUGUUGACAAACGAACUCUGCUAAAGACAGUUACAACACAGCACGUAUCUCCUAUCAGGUUUUUACUCACAACUGAAGAUUCGAAAGUCCUGAGCUGCGCAGAUAGACACCUAGUUAUUUGGAGUAAGAAGUUGCGGUGCAAAUCGACAUUGGUAAUAUCUCCCAGCGAAGUGAUAUCACUUCAGAGCAGCGAUAAGUGGCUUUGUGCCGUCUGCUCCGCUGGCGAAUGUGUCGUGUGGACUCGCAAUCCAGAAGGGGGUGAUAAUUCUGAACACGAAUGGAAACGCAAGAUAACAAUACAGGUGGCCACAACCGACGCCACACCAGUGCAAAUACAUGAAGCACGUGUUAUAAACUGCCAGCUAUUGCUAGUCUAUGGGCCAACGGGAAGGCCUCGUAUAGAGAUAGUACCUUUGCCUGUGAGAAACCAUGUCCUCAUUCGGGACGUAACCAGCAAGCCAAUUCCAACAUCUACAGACUUCGCAGGAGUUCCUGUAACACAUUACAAACCGUCUGCACCAAAAAUAAUCGGUCCUCUAAACGAGCGAGCACAAAACACUGCGAAAAGCGCACCUAAUUACGAGGAUCGUGAUGAGGUUCCACUGGAAGAACGGUUACUUGAUGGGGGCUCCGAUUCUGGAAAAGGGGAGGAACUAGACGACCAACCCCUUCUUAAUCCGCGAACUGAUAAUAUGGUUCAUUUAUUACUCCAAGGUCUACAGUCUAGCGAUCGAACAAUGUUGAAUGCAGUUAUAUUCAGGCACGAUCUUGAAGUCGUGAAUAAUACCGUUAAAAAACUUCCCGUCGAUGCUAUACAAUUAUUCAUUAAAGAGCUGGAAAACAGGCUGCACUGUCGUCCAGGUUUUGUGGCACCUGCGCUACGUUGGACACGCUUUCUGUUGCUUCACCACAGUUCGUACCUUGAGUCAUGCCCACAACUGCUGCAACCACUUCUUUACGUCUUACGAAGUCGAUUAACAUGUACCGAUCGAGUAGUCGAGAUCAAGUCUACACUUAAUUCACUUCUAACUACAACGAGAUAUCAGUCGCAGGUCGUCACUGAUGCAGAAAUUACCGUGGUGGAAGAAGAUGACAUUGCGUCGCCACUUGAUUUGGAGGAGGCGAAUUCGGCGGGUGAAGCUUCAAGUCCUGACGAAGGGCAUGAUGAGCUAGAGAUCAUGGAAGUCGAAGCGUGACCAAUGUAGCAAUAAAAAAUAGAACAUAA